AUGAUGGCGUUAGGAGAAGUAGUGGCGAAAAUGACUACAGUAGAUGUUAUAAAGCCUGCUGGAGAUCAUCGCGGCUCUCAAAUUUUACAAAACGGUAUCAAGCAGCUCGAGAACUUGAAAAAACAAAUGGGAAAAUUUGCGAGGGAAACGAUAUUUGGGAGUGUGAUGAAACUGGCCCGCGCGAUGUUCGGUGUUUCUGAAUCGACUCUUACGAAAGCAAAACAGUUCCUUUCUAAGGCGAAAGAUCGUCAUGUAGACACCAGAAAAUUAAGAAACUCCACUGCUCUGAAGCAUCUUUCCGAAGAGGAAAAGCAAAUAAUCCUUGAUCACAUCGAUAAAUGCCAUGAAGAAGAUGCAAAUUUCUCCAUCUCAACGCUCCACGCCGAUUUGGAGCACCAGUAUGGCUAUUCAUAUAGUCCGUCAACGCUAUAUCGACAGCUACGUGCUCUAAGAUUGAGCUUCAAAUUGAAGCAAUACAAUCCAUUUGCCACUAUUCGUAAAGAUAUUAUCGAGUGGCGCAGAAAGUAUCUGAAACUGAUGGAUAAGUUGAUAUUGGAAGGAGCGUUCAUCUGCUACUACGAUGAGACGUGGAUUUUCCACGGAAUGACGAAAAUUCGCGGUUGGAAUCACGUUGACACAAAUCCCUAUUUGAUCACUCAUUGGGGGAAUUUGAAUAAUCCGAGGCCUGGAUUCCCAGCAGCAUCGGACAAAGGCCAAAGAGCCAUCGUGCUUGCGGUGACUACGGAAUCCCAGAUUCUGCCAGAAUCCAUCGAUAUUGUUGUUUCCAAGCGGCCAGAUUCUGAGGUGCUUGUCGAUUAUCAUCAGUAUAUCAAUUCGGAAAUGUACAAGAAGUACAUGAUGAAGGUGUUGCCAAUGAUCGUCAAAGCCACACCAGCUGGACGGGAAGCUGUAUUGGUUAUCGACAAUGCUAGCAUCCACAAUUCAGUGGUGGAAAAGAUUCCUACCAAAAAUUCGUCAAAGCAAGAAUUGCUCACUUUCCUUUCAACGCGCGGCAUCUCAUCAAGCGUAAUAGCCAGUAAAAAUGAUCUUUGGAUCGAAGUUCAAGACUUCUUCAAACGAAAUGGUGGAAGAAAAGAACUGAUGAGAUACGAAGUUGACGAGUACGCGGCUUCUCUUGGUGUCACCUUACCACUGUCAGUUCUCACCAAUCUGUCAGUUCUCACCUCAACGAUAGGGCGCGCUUGCACGAAGGGAGAGAAAAUUGGCGGGAGUUUGAAUAUGAGAAAGCAAUAA
Molecule: messenger RNA, 1254 nt
Organism: Caenorhabditis briggsae
Lineage: Eukaryota; Metazoa; Nematoda; Chromadorea; Rhabditida; Rhabditidae
Exons: 2
Coding region: 1-1254 (417 amino acids)
Molecular function (GO): nucleic acid binding
Source: RefSeq, a predicted model, not a curated record